UACCUCUUUGUCUGUCUUUCCUUCUCUUUUUAAUUUUGAAGGCAAAUUCGCGGCCUCGAGUCUUUUCUUUUUCCGUAUCGUUUUUACUUUCCACCACUUCCAUUUUCCGUCAUCAUGGAGGAUGCUGCUGCUUCUGCUAAUGUGUUGGAAGCCAAAGAUGAAACUAUUUCUGUUGCUUCAUCUGGCAAGGUAUGAUUGAUACUUUCUGCUUCAUCUGCAACUGUCCAGCAUAGAGACCACAAGAUCCACACAAGGCCAGUGUUGGAGAGACUUGAGGGGAGUAAACACCGGAUAGAUUUAUCCCUGUGGACCAGGAGGGACCACGUAAAGAAACCUGAUAUUACACUUUAAUCAAAAACCUUAAGACUCAAAUUUAUAAGUCUUCUUCUUACUUAUAUGGUGUUCAAUCUUUUCACUUCUAUUCGAUGCGGGAAAAAUUGACUUACAUUAUGUAUGAAAUAUCAAGUUUAAUUUAUUGUUUUAUGUAUUGUGAUGACUGAAUUUUCGUAGGCUAGUUUUUGGUGUUUUGUCUACAAAGUCGUACAAGGAGCCACCGACUCUAUAAAAAUUUCCACAUUUAUUGUUUUAAAUAAUAUUGCGAUGACUUUCACCUCACACUUGAUGCGCAGGCCAGAUCUUGAGCUCUUGCAUCUCUUUACUUGUUUUUUGUUUGUGUUUGCUUCUCUUUUCAAGUGAAAACCUUUUUACUAUCAGUCACUUGCUAUUUUCCUUGUCCUCUUUUUCGUCCAAUCCUAAUACCAUCAUGGAGGAUGCUGCUACUUCUAAUGCUGCAGAGGAUAGAGAAAACAAGUUCCUAACUAUGGCAAUUGAAGAAGCAUAUAAGGCGGUUGAAAGUGGCCAUGGUCGCCCAUUUGGUGCAGUUAUUGUUCGAAACGAUGAAAUACUUUCAAGCUGUCAUAACAUGGUUGUAAGAAAUGCUGAUCCCACUGCCCAUGCUGAGAUUACUGCUAUAAGAGAGGCUUGUCAAAAGCUGAAUCAAGUUGAACUUGCUGACUCUGAAAUCUAUGCUUCUUGCGAGCCUUGUCCAAUGUGCCUUAGUGCAAUUCAUUUUUCCAAAAUUAAGAAACUGGUUUAUGGAGCUAAAGCAGAAGCUGCGGUAGCAAUUGGGUUUGAGAGUAUCAUUGCUGAUGCACUGAAGGACACUGGUUUUUAUGAGAAACUCAACUUAGAGGUAAAAAAGGCUGAAGGUAGUGUUGCUGUAAUGGCAGAACAAGUAUUCGAGAAGACCAAAGACAAGUUUAUUAUUCCCUGAUUAGUUAGCUUUAAUCAUCUUAUUAAAUGUGAGCGCAAGUUACAAUUGUUCAGGAAAACUUUUGAUUCUUGGACAAAAAUAAUAAUUUUUGUCAGACUUUAUUUUGGAUUAGUCAGGUCUCAUUUUCCUGAUAAUCCGGAGGAUUAGAUAAAAAAGAAAUAAUUCAAGAAAUAUAAAAUUUGCACGUUCAUGUUUCUGUUCA
Glycine soja is the source of this 1475-nucleotide messenger RNA. Its product is annotated as guanosine deaminase-like. The transcript is spliced from 5 exons. Gene Ontology annotation, molecular function: guanosine deaminase activity; zinc ion binding. The record is from RefSeq and is a predicted model, not a curated record. NCBI's taxonomy places the organism in Eukaryota, Viridiplantae, Streptophyta, Magnoliopsida, Fabales, Fabaceae. Bases 764 to 1273 code for a protein of 169 amino acids. Gene Ontology annotation, biological process: purine nucleoside catabolic process.